Messenger RNA from Lycium barbarum (goji berry), 2093 nucleotides. RefSeq names its product metal transporter Nramp6-like. NCBI's taxonomy places the organism in Eukaryota, Viridiplantae, Streptophyta, Magnoliopsida, Solanales, Solanaceae. Gene Ontology annotation, biological process: metal ion transport. The record is from RefSeq and is a predicted model, not a curated record. The transcript has 14 exons. Gene Ontology annotation, cellular component: membrane. Gene Ontology annotation, molecular function: cadmium ion transmembrane transporter activity; manganese ion transmembrane transporter activity. Bases 254 to 1858 code for a protein of 534 amino acids.
GUCCCUCGCACUUUGAGGAAUCCCACUUCAACCAGUCUUCCUAAAAAAAUAUUAUUAAAAUCGACAACUCAAAACCAUUAAAAUAAAGUUUUUUUCUCUCUCUCUCUCUAUAAAGGUGGCGGAGUAUUUGGGAGAACAAGUAAAGUGGCUCUAAAGCUGAAAAUAAACUGAAAGCGUUUCAUUGUCUCGUUCAACAAACAACAACACUUUCUACCAGAAAACUUUGCAGAGUAUUUUGGUGGGCGUUGAGAAGAUGGCGGCUAGCUCGACCCCACAGCCUCAGUUUAUGACAAACACUGGAAAUAGAAACCUUUCGAAUGAGCCACUUAUUGAUGAUAUCGAAUAUGAUCAGAUUGUUGUGCCCGAGAAGAGAAGCUGGAAGAACAUAUUUUCAUACAUUGGUCCUGGUUUCCUUGUUUCUAUUGCCUAUAUCGAUCCUGGAAAUUUUCAAACUGAUUUACAAGCUGGAGCUCAGUAUAAAUACGGGUUGCUUUGGAUAAUUUUACUGGCUUCCUUUGCCGCUCUUGUGAUCCAAUCCCUGGCAGCAAAUUUAGGGGUUGUCACAGGAAAGCAUUUAGCGGAGCAUUGUAGAAAGGAAUACGCAAAGGUGCCAAAUUUCAUCUUAUGGGUCAUAGCUGAAAUUGCUAUUGUGGCGUGUGACAUUCCUGAGGUUAUUGGGACAGCAUUUGCUUUAAACAUGCUCUUCAAAAUACCAAUAUGGUGUGGUGUGCUUAUCACAGGGCUGAGUACCUUGACUCUACUUCUAUUGCAACAAUAUGGGGUUCGGAAACUUGAAUUCUUUAUUGCGUUCCUUGUACUUACCAUGGCCAUAUGCUUCUUUGUGGAGCUUGGAUAUGCAAAACCCGACUCCUCAGAAGUUAUCCACGGGCUUUUCGUUCCUCAACUCAAAGGGACUGGUGCUACUAAGCUUGCUAUUUCCCUUCUUGGUGCUAUGGUUAUGCCCCACAAUCUUUUCCUCCAUUCAGCUCUGGUGCUUUCCAGGAAAAUUCCUCGAUCUGUCAAUGGCAUCAAAGAGGCAUGCAGAUAUUAUCUGAUUGAAAGUGGCCUGGCUUUGAUGGUGGCAUUUCUUAUUAACGUAUCAGUUAUCUCAGUAAGUGGUGCUGUUUGCAAUUCCCCUUCUAUGAGCCCAGAUGAUCGGGAGAAGUGUGAGGACUUAGACUUGAACAAAGCUUCCUUUUUACUCAAAAAUGUUUUAGGCAACUGGAGUUCCAAGCUAUUUGCAAUUGCUUUACUAGCAUCAGGGCAGAGUUCGACCAUAACUGGGACAUACGCUGGGCAAUACGUUAUGCAGGGUUUUCUUGAUUUACGACUGAAGCCGUGGAUUAGGAACUUCUUAACUCGAUGCUUAGCCAUAGUUCCAAGUUUAAUUGUUUCACUCAUUGGAGGUUCUGGCGGGGCUGGAGACUUGAUCAUUAUUGCUUCGAUGAUCUUAUCUUUUGAGCUCCCCUUUGCUCUGAUUCCAUUGCUCAAAUUCACAAGCAGUAAAACCAAGAUGGGUUCACAUGCAAAUCCAGUUGCGGUUUCAGCAGCCACCUGGGUUAUUGGCACACUAAUCAUGGGAAUAAAUAUAUAUUAUUUAGCAGAAAAGUUAGUUACCUCUCUCAAGGAGAGCCAUUUAGGAAAGGCAGUUAAGGUUCUCUGUGGAAUCUUAGGCGCCUUGUGUUUGUUAGUUUAUCUGAGCAGUAUCUUGUACUUGGCUAUCCGAAAAAAUAAGGAGAGCACGCAUCUUCUGGCGCUCACAGGGCAAGAAGGUUUACAAGUUUCUGAAUCGAACAAUCUACCUAGAGAAGACAUUUUGCGCAUGCAGUUGCCUCAGGAUAGGAGAACCACCAAUUGACAUGUUUACUGAAGGUUUAAAGGUAGCUGGUGCUGUGUAUAAUGCAGUUAGAACUCAUUUCGACUUAACCUGUUUUCGAUAGGCAUUAUUGCCAGUGAUCCAGAGCUUUAAUGUUAGAAUUAGUUUGAAAUGAGGAGUCCCAUCCCAUAUAGACUUUUAUAUAGAAAGAACUGCUGAUGCCUCCUAAUAGGCCAAUUAUGAAAAUAAAUUAGCUCUAUUAUCUAUGUUUCCUUGA